Electrophorus electricus (electric eel) is the source of this 708-nucleotide messenger RNA. The record is from RefSeq and is a predicted model, not a curated record. Lineage: Eukaryota; Metazoa; Chordata; Actinopteri; Gymnotiformes; Gymnotidae.
AUGGAAUUGGUCACAGAGGCAGUUAACUCUUCAGAGUGGAGCAUCUGUCAACAUCUGAAAUAUAAACAACAUAAGAAAUACUGGUGCUGUGAGCGUGUAACAGCAUUCAAUUACUGCACGAUUAUGGCAUAUGCCAACAAUACAAACAAGAAAGUGACAGUAACUGAUAACCCAGCUCAGACUCUCUUUACUGUCACUGUGAGGGAUCUACAGGAGAGAAACACUGGAGCAUAUUGGUGUGCAGUGGAGAUUUCAGGAAUAUUUCAACCAGAUGUCAAAACACAGCUAUAUAUCACUGUGAAAUCAGCUCCUGCUGUGUCUGUGACCAAGAGCAGAGUGAGUGGAGAGGAGGGGAGCAGCGUCAGUGUCCAGUGUCUCUACAGCGCUGCAUAUAAGAAAGAGGCGAAGAAGUGGUGCAGAUCUAUAGACUGGACCUGCUACACAGUGGGGAGGACCAACACAUCCCAGAAUUCAGCAGUGCAGAUCAGUGAUGAUGGGAAAGGUACCUUCACGGUGUUGAUGACUGGACUGAAGAAGACUGAUGCUGGCUGGUACUGGUGCUCCACUGGAGGUCUAGAAGUUCCUGUUCACUUUGACGUCACUGAUGCACUUGCAGGACUGAAAAAUCUUCUCACUGAUGCCAGAAUGUGACACCAAGGUCAAGUUGCUGAUUCUUUUCUCAUAGUGACAACAGUGGUGACAGUGGCA